Molecule: messenger RNA, 738 nt
Organism: Eutrema salsugineum
Lineage: Eukaryota; Viridiplantae; Streptophyta; Magnoliopsida; Brassicales; Brassicaceae
Product: probable arabinose 5-phosphate isomerase
Exons: 3
Coding region: 175-543 (122 amino acids)
Source: RefSeq, a predicted model, not a curated record
GGAAUUGUGCCCGUUUAAUCUUGCUCCGGUUACGUCCACGGCGAUCCAGAUGGUGUUCGGUGAUACCAUCGCCGUCGCACUCAUGGCGGCUAGAAAUCUCUCCAAGGAAGAGUAUGCAUCCAAUCAUCCCGCCGGUAGGAUCGGCAAGAGCUUAAUCUUCAAGGUAAAGAUGUUAUGAAAAAGAAAGAUGAGCUUCCGAUUUGUAAAGAAGGAGACUUGAUAAUGGAUCAAUUAGUGGAGCUGACUAGCAAAGGAUGCGGAUGUUUACUUGUGGUUGAUGAACAUCACCGCUUGAUCGGUACAUUCACUGAUGGAGAUCUUCGUCGGACUCUUAAAGCAAGUGGAGAAGCAAUCUUCAAACUCAGUGUUGGAGAAAUGUGCAACAGGAAGCCGAGGACAAUUGGACCGGAAACAAUGGCAGUUGAAGCUAUGAAGAAAAUGGAGUCCCCACCUUCGCCUGUACAAUUUCUACCGGUGGUUAAUGAAGACAACACCUUGAUUGGAAUUGUAACAUUGCAUGGUUUAGUUUCAGCUGGUCUCUGAACACGAAGCUGCCUCUAUGCCAGAGCUACACACAUAAGUUCAUUCUUUUACAUUAAACUCAGAUCCAGAAUAUUAGUGAGUUGUUGUUGAUAUCCACAGCCAGUGAAUUUUAUUGUUUCUAUCUACUUGUACUCCAUGUAUUGUAUUGUACUCUCUUAAUCAUUGUAUUCAUAUGUAUAGAGUAUAAGAAGAUUC